GCUGCCCGGUUUUCUGGACCCAAGAACUGAGGUGGCGGCAGCAUGAGAAGGGCCCGCAGAACCGGAGACCGUCGGGGAGGCCAGGACCGGGACGGGACCAGGGCCAAAGCUGGCGAGGAGAAACUGACAUCGCAGCAAACCCGCGGCCUCAAAAAUAAGCCUAACUCAGAAUCCUGGAGAAGGCAGAAGCUGCUGCAGAUUCAUGAAGCCCUAAGCCAGGAUCCAGUAGAUGUGGAGUUACUACGAAAGGCUGCCCAAAGCCGAGGGGGCCUACUUAGUGACCAGGUCCGGAGGAAGGUCUGGCCCCGGCUUCUGGGCCUUAGCCCCUAUGACCUGCCACGCCAUCCAGGCCGAAGCUCGCUGCAGGAUCACAGAGACUAUCACCAGGUGCAGAUGGAUGUGGAGCGCUCCCUGGCCCACUUUCCCCGGGGGAUGCGCCCUGAGCAGAGGGCAGUGCUCCAGGAGCAGCUGGUGGCCGUGAUCCUGGCUGUGCUGAGCUCCCGGCCGGAGCUGCACUAUUACCAGGGCUAUCACGAGGUGGCGCUGGCCCUGCUGCUGGUGCUGGGGCCCCGGGCGGCCGCCGCUUUGCUGGACCAGCUCUCCAUGCACCACCUGAGGGACUUCAUGGAUCCCACAAUGGACAAUACCUGGCACAUCCUGAACUACCUGCUGCCUUUGCUGGCCCGCGAGAGUCCUCAGCUACACAGCUUCAUGGAGAGGGCCGAGGUGGGAACAGUCUUUGCCUUAAGCUGGCUGCUGACCUGGUUUGGCCACGUGCUGCCCGAGCCCACCCACGUGCUGCGUCUCAUGGACUUCUUCCUGGCUUCUCACCCGCUCAUGCCCGUCUAUGUGGCCGCUGCGGUGGUUUUAUACCGGGAGCCAGAGGUCUUAGCAUGUCCCUGUGACAUGCCAAGCCUGCACCAGCUGCUAUCUCGCCUGCCCCAGCCCUUGCCCACUGAGUCUCUCCUGGCCCAGGCCCUGAACCUCUUUGCCCGACAUCCCCAUUCCCAACUAGCCCAGGAGACUGCCAUGAGGACCCAUAGCAGCUUAUCCAUUGAAGGCUCCUUCACAGCUCUCCGAGCAGCCUCAGCACAUCAGCGGCCUGACUGGGUCUUACAGAAGCAGCGGCAACAGCCAGGGUACCAGAAGGCUUCAGGGAGUCAGGCUGGGCCCAGUACCCUGGUGAAAGCAGCAGUAUGGGGUCUCUCAGCCACAUUAGGGGCAGCAGCCCUGGCUGUCACACAGACUGCAUUGGGCUGGGGCCCUGAAGUUCUCUGGAAGAUCUUUUAGACAAACUCAUGUCCCAUUGUGACUACAGCUGACCUCCAGACAGUGGACUAGCUAUUACUGGACUGAGCACAGCUCAAAUAGCCAUAGCUGGACUGGCCAAUCAUGAUAGCCCUGGCAACUGUACCCAGCUGGACAGAAGGACCCAAAGAGAUGGCUGAAGUAUUCCUUCUGUCUUUCCAUGACCAUGCCCCUCUCCCAACCACCUAUUCCCCCCCACACACAAGGAGAGAGUCACUGGACAGGGCUUGUCUGCAGACACUGCUGGGGGACAGAAGUGAAGAGACCUUUGGACCAUUCUAUCCAUCCGUUUCCUUGGGGCAAAGGUGAGCCGUCAUGAUUUUGUAUCUGGACCAAUAAAUUCAUCACAUCCUGGCUCCUAUCA
Messenger RNA from Antechinus flavipes (yellow-footed antechinus), 1672 nucleotides. Its product is annotated as TBC1 domain family member 20-like. Gene Ontology annotation, biological process: positive regulation of GTPase activity; endoplasmic reticulum to Golgi vesicle-mediated transport. The transcript has 8 exons. The record is from RefSeq and is a predicted model, not a curated record. Gene Ontology annotation, molecular function: GTPase activator activity. The coding region runs from base 43 to 1290 and encodes 415 amino acids. Gene Ontology annotation, cellular component: endoplasmic reticulum membrane. NCBI's taxonomy places the organism in Eukaryota, Metazoa, Chordata, Mammalia, Dasyuromorphia, Dasyuridae.